AUGUCGUCAGAUCAGAGCACGAAUCCACCGAUCAUGGAGCCCAAGACGAGACACCCUCUCCACCAGAUCGCUGACACGCCGACACACAAGCUUCUCCUGAAACAGUGGCUGAAAGAAGAAGAGCUCAUCCUCAGCCGCGUCUCCCACAAAGAAUCUCAGAUCGAUUCCGUUCGCCGGGAAAUCACUCAGCUCUUCGUCUUCUUCUUCCUCUUCCACUCCAUCUCUCUGCUUCUCAUCUUCCACGCCUCUUCUUCGUCGUCCUCUGCCACUGCUGCUUCCAACGCCUGCAAGAGAUCAUGGAUCCCUUCUCUCUGCGCUUUACUGUCUUCGCUUGGAAUCAUCUGGGCCGUACGGUACAAAUCGGAAGUGGAAUCGCAUCUGGAGAAGUUGUUGGAGAGGGAGAAGGAAGAUGCGAAGCUGUUGAGGAAAUGCGUUGAGGAGUUGAAGAAGAAAGGGAUCGAAUUCGAUUUGCUCAAGGAAGUGGAUGCUCUUCGUAGGGCAAAGAGUUUGAGAGUUGAGUCCAAGGCUGUGAGGAAAUGGUCCGCUAGAGAUUUCGUGACGCUCUUCUUCUUCUCUGUUUCGUGUUUGGUUCUCGCCAUGAUUAGGCUCAUUCUCUGCGAUUAG
Messenger RNA from Microthlaspi erraticum, 624 nucleotides. The record is from the annotation of a GenBank genome assembly. NCBI's taxonomy places the organism in Eukaryota, Viridiplantae, Streptophyta, Magnoliopsida, Brassicales, Brassicaceae.